Messenger RNA from Hippocampus zosterae (dwarf seahorse), 1510 nucleotides. It is a transcript of the gene lysmd1, whose product is annotated as LysM, putative peptidoglycan-binding, domain containing 1. The transcript has 3 exons. NCBI's taxonomy places the organism in Eukaryota, Metazoa, Chordata, Actinopteri, Syngnathiformes, Syngnathidae. Bases 508 to 1173 code for a protein of 221 amino acids. The record is from RefSeq and is a predicted model, not a curated record.
UUAGGAUAAGUGACGGCUUCAAAUCAACUGUAAUUUCGUAAUACUUUAAAUUUAUUUUAUUGUAUCGUAACACCGUUACAAAAUGAUAUGGAUACUUUCAAUGCCGAUUAUUAGUGAAUGCAUCACCCGCAAUGCAUCAUGGGAGCUGUCACUCACAAGGCAGCCAUGGCAACAUAUGGCGGCGAGCAGGAGACGGCGGAAAGCUCAACUUUUGUCUUUUCCCACUGGAACUUUUCGCCGUUUUUAUCUCUUAUAUAAUUAUUUUAUAUUUUACUCUUCUUUGUAAUGUUGACCCUACUCUGCAUGGAUUGACAUUACGGAUAUUACAUCGCUCGUUAUUUUGGAGCGCCGAUUAAGCAACUGAUUUUUUAAAAACACAAAAAAACAAAAACAAGCACAAAACCGAAAAAUCGCGUUGGUGAUUACGAAACCGCCAUGUGUGCGAUUCUACGAAAUUACGAAAGUUGACCGGAUCCAAGUGAUUCCUUCCUUCCUUCCCCUGCCGUCAUGUCCGCGGGGAAAGAGCCUGCGGACGCGGGUGGGAGCAGCCUGCUGCGAGGCGGCCGGAGCAGCAGGUCCUACGGCAGCCUGGUCCGGUCCAAUCUAUCCCCGGUCCGACGAAGACAUAUCGAACAUCCCAUCAAGCCCGGCGAAACCCUCCAAGGCCUCGCCCUGAAAUACGGAGUCACUACGGAGCAAAUCAAACGAGUCAACCGUCUGUACACCAACGACUCCAUCUUCCUAAAGAGGUCCUUGUCCAUCCCCGUGUCGUCGCACUCAGAUGCUCACAACGCUGCAACCGACGCUGACAACGAAGAGGAGGAGGAUGGCGAUGACAAAGAUGCGCGUUUGGGCGACCGGGUUUUCCGGACCGAUAACGGCCCGACGGCGAGCCCCUCUUGCGCCACCACAGAAUUGACGGCCGGGGAUUUCUUCAGCCGAUUGGACAGCGUUAUCAGCGAGUCCAAGCGGGCAGCCGCCAGGACAUGGCAGGAUGCGGAGAAGAGGCUAGCCGAUCUGGAGACGAUUUGCUCUAGCAGGCUGAGCGAGCGUCCGCGGUCACCUUCGGGCAGGCGUCAGCGGGCGCCGCCAUCCGCCGCCGCGGUUCCACCCACCACCACCAAGCUGACAAUGAAGCUGAGGGAGCGAGAGGAUGACAUGUUUGAGCUGUGAAGCGACAACACUAACAUGGUGUGUGACACUGAACCCCGGGUAUGCUUUGAAAUACAUUUUGAACACUAUUUCAUCUCGAUGUGGUGCUGCAUAUGGACUGCGUGUGACGUGUCACAUGGAGGCAAGUCACAUGUUGGCGGUCAGGUGACGCGUGUGAAGCGGCCUCCCAGGCCCAACUCGCAACAGCAGGCAAUAUUGUUCCCCGCUUAUUAACUUAUGCACUGAAUGAAGCUUAUUUCUUACAGGACACUGGAGGUAUGAUUUCAUGAUAAUUGGCAUAAUCGUGUUGAGAGGAAGGUCAUGUAGAGUUUAUUAAAUAUUUGAUAUUUGAAAAGUG